AUGGUGCGCCGCAGUGCAGGAUUGGUUAGCAAGAAACCGCACCGCAAGUCUCGGGGCGGUUGCUCGACAUGCAAGCGUAAGAAAGUCAAGUGCGAUGAAGGUCAGCCUCUCUGCGGCUACUGUUCGUUACGGAAACCGAGCUGUCACUACCCCCAAGAGCCCGCGUCGGCAUCGCCUGCAUCUAAUGCCACGCACAGCAAUGGCUGCUUCCCCACCGGUGUAGCUUUGCAUGAAGAGGCACACUUCGAUGACAUUUCAAUGUCGAUAAACCCAUGGCUGAUACCAGCUGUGCAAACCGCCUCUGGAUCCCUAUCUGGUCUGGAGUUCGAGCUACUGCACCAAUACAGGACCUUCACGUGGCAAACACUUACCCCACGGGAUGAUGAGGCUGUCGUGUCGAUACACAGCGAAUCUUUUCCCCGCUUGUCACUCUCGCACACACAUCUGUUCUAUGCACUCCUUAGCAUUGCAGCAUCCCACAGCAAUACGCUGGCGCCAUCGAAGCAAGCUGCACACAGAGCACUAGUCUACCGCCAGAAGACGUUAGCUGAGUACAGCGGAGCUCUACAGAACAUCACGGCCGAAAACUACGAAUCCGUUCUUGUCACUGGAAUGCUCUUGAUAAGUUUGAUUCCGCUACCAGAAGACCCUGGCACUGCAGAUGAAGAGACAUAUCUCGUUUGGAUGUAUAGCACCCUCAAGAUGAGCGAGGGUCUCCGAGUUCUCGCAUCUCUACGCUGGGCAGCUGGAAUCGAGAAGCUCUCCGCUUAUCCUCUCAUCUGCAGAGAACUGCGAACGCUGCCUCCACCACCAAUCUAUCAUUCAGCCGAUGGCUGUUACCUGUACACUCGAGUGGCUGCGGUUGGCACCACGCCGGACCACGCCAACCCACCGUCGACAUAUUAUCUUCCGAUCUUUCUUAGUCUGUACUACCACCACCUGAGCCUGGAUUUCUUCGUUCGCGUCUUCGUGUUCUGCUCGUUCCUGAUGUCUGAAUUCCUGCUGCUAGUCAAGAAUCGAGAGCCGAGAGCUCUUGUCCUGAUUGCGUGGUGGCGGGCACUUGCAGGUCUGGCGCCGAGAGGCUGCUGGGUUGGGCGAUCGGUCGAGAAGGUCAUCGAGGCCAUUGGUAGCAUCAUCAUGGAAACAGCGGACUCGGUGACACAAAGAGCAUACAAAGAUGUCGAGCACUUGAUUCGUACAUUGAAAGACGACGGCGAUGAGGCAGCGGUCAAGAGCAUAUUCGGAGGAACAAAUUUAUGUUCAAGCCCCGUGGGCCAGACUGAUACAGAUACUUUCCAUUAG
Didymella exigua CBS 183.55 is the source of this 1302-nucleotide messenger RNA. RefSeq lists its product as uncharacterized. Lineage: Eukaryota; Fungi; Ascomycota; Dothideomycetes; Pleosporales; Didymellaceae. Gene Ontology annotation, molecular function: zinc ion binding; DNA-binding transcription factor activity, RNA polymerase II-specific. The record is from RefSeq and is a predicted model, not a curated record. Bases 1 to 1302 code for a protein of 433 amino acids. Gene Ontology annotation, biological process: regulation of transcription by RNA polymerase II. The transcript has 3 exons.